AUGAAAUGCUUCCUGUGCCACAGCGAGGUCCUACCCACGCUGAACACUUUCAUCAUGUUAGACAUAAUAAUACAAAUGUUAAAAGGAAGUAACUUUCAGGGGAGGAGCAAAGGGAAACGAGAAAAGAAGAAAAAGAAAAAAAAAAAAACAAAAAAAAAAGCGCUCUACUUGACAAACAGAAUUAUGAUGGAAGCCUUCCCCCCAAAUUUUAAAUUCAUCUUAGCGUUCCUGAAUGGACAGGUGGAUCACCACGCGGGGGGGACGCUGCCAGAGGAGAGGGCGGGCAACGGGGAACUACACCAACUGAAUGAAGACAAGCACGACGACGAACUGCAAGCAGAGAGAAACUCCUUCCUCCGGAACACCGCACAGUGGAACGUACACAAAGUUAAAGACAUUAAAAAGGGCACACUCGAGAGAGUAAAUCAUUUCGAACCCCCCAUGAAGGAACAUCUGAGCAUGGACAAAUUCAAACAGAUCCUAGAACACAUACACAUAAAGUACAUCGAACGGGGGAACAAGCAACAGGAGGAGGACGACGAUGCGAAUGAUAAGGAGAGAACCUUAACAGAAGCAUUAUACAAUUUAAAUGAGCAAAAGGAAUACAACUGGGUUAUUGUGAAUUUAGCGUUCCUUUUUUUAGAGGAUAAAAAAAAAAUAAAUAUGUACGCUGAAAAUCUUUGUCUACACUAUUGUCAUGAGCAGACAAAGGAUACCUGCACAGAUAGCCUGAACAACACAAAGGAGAUUCACUUCUCCCCCCGGAAUAAAAAUAAUUUUGCAAAUAUGCUCAUGGAGAGGGAGAUAUAUGAUGUGACCUUCUUUAAGAACAUCCUGAGUUUUCACUUCUGCUACUCCUUUCUAGUAAAUUUUGACGAACACCUAAACCACAAUCGUGUGGCAGUCACCAUUAGCCAUGCGAUCCAUUCGCAGGUGGGAGGACUAUACAAAGAUGCACAGCGUGGGGGGGACUGCUUUGGUGAUGGAGGUAGGGGCGAACGUGCCAGGGGGAGAAGGACUACUCACCGUACGCGUGGAAGGGACAACAAUCACGACCCUGAACCAACCGACAGAUGGCCCAACAAUGAGCAGCACACUGUUGCAACGAGAUUGGAUCAGAACAAUGCGGAAAAAAAUUCCUCAAGUAGGAAGCGCAAAUUGGGGGAGAUUGAAGGGGCUGAGGUGCACAGUGGGGGAUACUCCGGUGCAUCUGCUGCAGAGAGGGAGAGAAGUGCCCCUGAGGAGGGAAGCACAACUGAUACCGCUCCUAGUGGAGGAUCAGACGAGGCACGACACACCCACGUGGAACAUCCAAAUCUGAACGACCUGCCUAAUUUGUGCAACGACGACCCCCGGCGCGAACAUGUGACGAAAAAUGGCAACACGCAUGCAAAGGAUUUCCUCACUCACCCGAAGAGAAAGAAAAAAAAAGGAAAAAGAAAACAUUUGUAUACCUUUGACGUUGUCCCCAAAUGUGAUGUGUAUAAAAAAAAUUACCUUAACAUGUUAUCCUUGUAUUGCGAUUGUGUCUUUUUAAUCUCCUGA
This is a messenger RNA of Plasmodium fragile, 1545 nucleotides long. RefSeq lists its product as uncharacterized. NCBI's taxonomy places the organism in Eukaryota, Apicomplexa, Aconoidasida, Haemosporida, Plasmodiidae. The record is from RefSeq and is a predicted model, not a curated record. The transcript has a single exon. Bases 1 to 1545 code for a protein of 514 amino acids.